AAUGGAAAGAAUCUGAUCUUUUUUUGUCUGCUUCUUUAACAAAAUACGUCACAAUAAUGUCUCUAUUCUUCUUUUUCUUAUUAUGCUUCUCCAUCUCUCACGCUCUCCCUCCUCCUCGAGGUUUCUUCUUAAAUUGUGGAUCAUCUUCUUCAACAAACCUCAACGAGAUAGAUUACACACCGGACCAAGAAUUCAUUUCCGUGGGAAACACGACGACCAUUAAGCAGAAAGACCUCAUUCCGAUUCUCUCCACACUACGUUACUUUCCCGACAAGUCAUCGCGAAAACACUGUUAUAAUUUCCCUGUCGCAAAGACCUCCAAGUAUCUUAUUCGUACCACUUACUACUAUGGUAACUUCGAUGGUAAAAACAACCCACCGGUGUUUGAUCAGAUCGUUGGAGGCACAAAAUGGAGCGUUGUGAAUACAUCAGAGGAUUACGCCAAGGGUCAGAGUUCUUAUUACGAGAUCAUUGUUGGUGUUCCUGGGAAGAGACUAAGUGUUUGUCUAGCCAAGAAUGCACAUACCCUUUCUUCUUCGCCUUUUAUAUCGGCUUUAGAUGUCCAAUCUCUUGAAGAUACAAUGUAUAAUUCCACGGACCUCGGGUCCUACAAGCUCAGCCUCAUCGCCAGGAACAGCUUUGGAGGAGAUGGAGAGAUCAUCAGCUACCCAGAUGACAAAUAUAACCGUCUAUGGCAACCAUUUUUAGACCAGAAGCAUCCGACGGUGACUUCUCGAAGCAGAAUUAACCCGUCAAACUUCUGGAACAUUCCACCGCCUGAAGCCUUUGUGGAAGGUUUCACAGCGAGUAAAGGGAAGCCUCUAGAGCUUCAAUGGCCUCCAUUUCCUCUUCUGGCCACAAAGUAUUAUGUAGCUCUGUACUUUCAGGACAAUCGGAGUCCAGGCCCCAUGAGCUGGAGAGCUUUUGAUGUCUCAGUCAAUGGGCUUUCCUUUUUAAGGAAGCUCAAUGUGAGCACUAAUGGGGUUAUGGUUUACUCUGGCCAGUGGCCAUUGUCGGGUCAGACUCAGAUCACAUUGACUCCGGCCAAGGAUGCGCCGAUUGGACCUGUCAUUAACGCCGGAGAAGUGUUUCAAGUUCUUCCUCUUGGUGGAACCACUAAUAUUAAAGAUGCAAUUGCAAUGGAAGAUCUGUUAGAGAGCAUCAAGAAGCCUCCAGUGGAUUGGUCCGGCGACCCAUGCCUCCCUCGGGCUAACUCGUGGACUGGCCUAACUUGCUCCAAAGAAAAAAUCAGCAGAGUGAUUUCUCUAAAUUUGACAAAUCUUGGACUAUCUGGGUCUCUACCACCAAGCAUAAACAAGAUGACUGCCCUUAAAGAUCUAUGGUUGGGGAAGAACAAGCUCACAGGACCGAUUCCAGAUUUGAGUCCAAUGACGAGAUUGGAAACUCUACAUUUAGAGGACAAUCAGUUCACUGGAGCGAUUCCUGAGUCACUUGCAAAGCUCCCUAAUCUCCGCACACUGUCCCUCAAGAACAACAAGCUUAAUGGUACAAUUCCUAGUGUACUCCUCCAGAGAAAGGGCCUAACUAUUCAGGCGUCUCCUGAGAACAUGCCAAGCACAAAUAAGACCGGCCAAAUUCGGGUUGCUAACAGCUGAUCAGAUUCAAGUGCUCAUUAAUGAUAAAUCAGGGCUUCUGUAUAACUACAGGGUCAUAAAAAUUGAAGUACACA
Arabidopsis arenosa is the source of this 1690-nucleotide messenger RNA. Lineage: Eukaryota; Viridiplantae; Streptophyta; Magnoliopsida; Brassicales; Brassicaceae. The record is from the annotation of a GenBank genome assembly.